Molecule: messenger RNA, 414 nt
Organism: Diorhabda sublineata
Lineage: Eukaryota; Metazoa; Arthropoda; Insecta; Coleoptera; Chrysomelidae
Gene: NdufV3
Exons: 2
Coding region: 3-314 (103 amino acids)
Cellular component (GO): mitochondrion
Source: RefSeq, a predicted model, not a curated record
AAAUGGCUCAUAAAUCAAUUCUUAAUAAUAUUUCUAAAAUCGGGCAAUACUGGAAUUCCAAAAGAAAUAUUACAUUAGGAAAAAUAAUAUACAAUCAAAAAACAACAUCUGUACCAAACGUAUCAGGUUUGUCAGAAAAUUGCGUGAAAAUUCCAGCUCAACCAGUAGGUCCCGGAGCGGCAAAGAAUACCGGCUACAAAAACCCAGAAUAUUUCUGUUAUGAUAAAAAUAGUUAUUUUGAGGCUGAGGUAGAAAUGUUGAAAUACCGCUGUCCACAACCUUCGGUUUAUAAACCAUAUGUUCAUACUAAAUAGAUAUUUUAGAUACACCCACAAUUGUUAUAUAUUAAAUUAGCUAAAUAAUAAAUAUUUAUUAAAAAUUUGCCUUGAACUCUAUAGAAAACCUCAAUAUUUA